AUGCCUUGGGCCACCACCCUCAUCCUCAUGCUGGCCGGGCUCUGCGGCUCUUCGCUGGGCCAGUACAACGAGGAGGAGGACCUGGCGUGGCUCCAGUACUACCUGCGGCAGUCCCGCGUCUCCUCCUACAACUACGUGCCCUACUACGAGGAGGAGAGCCCCGCGUACGCCUACUCCUACCCCUCGGCCACCGACACCGAGCCCGAGCCCGAGCCCGAGCCGCAGCAAGCAACGCCCUGGCGGUGUCCCCAAGAGUGUGACUGUCCCCCCAACUUCUCCUCGGCCAUGUAUUGCGACACCCGCAACCUGCGGUACCUGCCCUUCGUGCCCUCGCGGAUGAAAUACGUUUAUUUCCAGAAUAAUCUCAUCACCUCCAUCCAGGAGGGAGCCUUCGACAACGCCACGGAGCUGGAGUGGCUGGCGCUGCACAACAACCAGAUCGGCAGUGAAAAAAUGGGGAAAAGGGUUUUUGGGAAGCUGCAGCGUUUGGAGAGGCUCUACAUGAACCACAACAACCUGACCAGGCUGCCCGGCCCGCUGCCGCGCUCGCUGCGUGAGCUCCACCUCUCCUACAACCACAUCUCCAAGGUGCCUCCCAACGCCCUGGAGGGGCUGGAGAACCUCACGGCGCUCUACCUCAGCCACAACUUCAUCUUCGAGAUGGGCGCGUCCCUCAAGGGGCUCAGUUCGUUGAUCCUGGCUGACCUGAGCUACAACAACCUCAGGAAGGUUCCCGAAGGGCUCCCGGCAUCGCUGGAGCAGUUGUACCUGGAGUACAACUACAUCAACGCCAUCCCCGACGAUUAUUUCCAGGUGUCCCCCAGGCUGCUCUACGUGAGGAUGUCCCACAACAGCCUGACCAACCAAGGGCUCUCCAGCAACACCUUCAACAGCAGCAGCAUCCUGGAGCUGGACCUCUCCUACAACCGGCUCCAGAAGAUCCCGCGGGUCAACACCAACCUGGAGAACCUCUACCUGCAGGGGAACCAGAUCAACGAGUUCUCCAUCAGCAGUUUCUGCUCCGUGGUGGAUGUCAUGAACUACUCCCGGCUCCAGGUGCUGCGGCUCGACGGCAACGAGAUCAAGAGGAACGCGGUGCCCCCGGACGCGCCGCUGUGCCUGCGCCGGGCCACUGUCAUCGAGAUCUGACCGGCCCUGCCACCCUCAGGACUUGUGUCCCCCCUUCCCAGGGAUUCCCUCAUUCCCGCUUUUCCAUCCGGCUCAGCUUCGCAGCAGUGCAAUCGCAGGGUCUGCCCCGUUUUCACAAAUUUAUCUUUUUUUUUUUUUUAUUUUUUUUAUUUUUUUUGUCGACACAGAUCCCAGCUCUGGUUUCUUUGUGGUCCCCACCCCACAAAGCGCUGUGCCCGCUGUCACCUCCUGUCCUGGAUUGGGGUGGGAUAUAGCAGGGAUGGGGCUCAUCCCACCUUGGAAAUGGGGAAAUCCCAAUCCCGAUCCCAAAACCCAUCCCUGGAAGGAGAAUCCAAGGGGCUGGGAGCUGCAGGAGUGAAAGGGUUAAAGGUCUCCAGGCGGGAGGAUUCCUCAGUUUGGGAUGAAGAGGAACAAAUCCAUCCCUUCCUUUCCUUUUUCCCCCUUUUCCAUCAACCUGCUCCAGAAUUAACGGAGAGGAACCCACCUUGGGGUCAGAGGGAAAGCCCCUGAGGAGCAGCCUGGGCAUGAGAGGGGUCCCAAACCUCCCUCCCAAACCCCUGGAUCACGGCAGGAUGGGGAAAAUCCUGGUGCUGUCACCCCUGGUGUUGUCACCCCCAGCUACCUGGGCACCCCACCUUGAGCUCUCCCUGCUCAGGUCCCUGGGAUAUCCCAAUUAAAACCCCAAGAUUAAUCACAGAGCCACGUUGGAGUCCCCUGAAAAAAAUCCCAAAUUCCCCCAACUGGGACCCUCAACAGGCUGAGUUUGAAGACCAAAGGGGCAGCAGAGCUUUUGGGGUGACCUGUCCAGGGGGGUCACCCGGGCCCUCCGCGUUGUUCCUGCAUGCAAAGAGCGUCAAAAAAAAAAAAAAAGAAAAAAAGAAAAAGAAAAAGAAAAAAAACCCCAAAUCCCAUAAUUUCACCAGCAUGAACUGUAAACCCCCAAACCCAUCAAUAAAACCCUUCCAGUACCUGCAGCCAGCGCGUCCCGGGAGCCGAACGAGCUCUGCAGCUU
Molecule: messenger RNA, 2161 nt
Organism: Cinclus cinclus
Lineage: Eukaryota; Metazoa; Chordata; Aves; Passeriformes; Cinclidae
Gene: FMOD
Product: fibromodulin
Exons: 2
Coding region: 1-1149 (382 amino acids)
Molecular function (GO): protein binding
Source: RefSeq, a predicted model, not a curated record